AUGCUUCAAAAUAUUGACUAUUUUCUCAGUUCUCUAAGACUGUAUAUAUAUACCAUAUGUGGUCCUCGAACUACAACAACCGACGACUUCACAGCUCAAGGAAAUCAUGAAAAUUGUCAUAAUGCAGUCACGAAUUGUCGUUCAGAUUCGACUCAGGGCACACACCCUACUUCCUGUUACAACAGUGUACUUCCUUGUCUGUGCGGCAACAGUCAUAGAAUUUGUGAACUUGCACUGGAAGCUCUAAGUGAUAAUCCAGCCAAUAUCGACCUUUACCACCCAUCAGAUAUGCUUGAAUUCUUGGAUUUGGAGUUACAGAAACAACGCAAGCAAUGUAUAUAUCACCUUUUUGGAAAUUAUGCAGUGCACACCGAAUCGCCUUCUGGGAACCCUCUUCUUGAAUAUUUUCAUGUGGUUCCUGGAUCAUUUGAAAUGGUUGUUCCAGGGUUGGAUCAACAAAAAUCAUACAAGACACACCCACCCCCACAAUCAGAACCAACCUCGAGAAUAAUACCAGCUGGAGGAGCAAGCACCCAACACAGUCCCCAACAAGUCGCCGCAGAUCAAAUAGUUCAUUGUGAGUGCUGCCGUGAAACACAGGGCCCAAGGUACCUUAAUUCUAACCACACCAACGAUCUUUCUCUGGCUGCGACCCUGGUACAAACUCCUCCCAUGCUUAAUGCUGAACUACCUACGAACGGCCAGGAGAUCGUACGUGAAGUUGCUUUGGUCGUGCCCAUUGAGAAUUCAUUAUUGACACCACAGUUAACACCGCUUUUUUCUGGAUUUGAUAUACCAAACGAAUUACAGGACAUUUCUCUAUUCCAAAGAUCAGAGAGACUGUAUACCUGCACAAUGUGUGGAUAUCGAACCAGGAACAGUUCCAAUUACACAAGACAUGUCCAAAAAUAUUCCAAGGACAGAAAAAUAUAUACCUGCCCAACCUGUGACAAAAUAUUUCCUACAAAAUUUAACAUGGAUCGCCAUUGCAAAAGCUUUGGACAUUGA
Phycomyces blakesleeanus NRRL 1555(-) is the source of this 1008-nucleotide messenger RNA. RefSeq names its product C2H2-type zinc finger transcription factor. The record is from RefSeq and is a predicted model, not a curated record. The transcript has 2 exons. Lineage: Eukaryota; Fungi; Mucoromycota; Mucoromycetes; Mucorales; Phycomycetaceae. The coding region runs from base 1 to 1008 and encodes 335 amino acids.